AUGGCUCCGACUCCGGUGCUGCAACAGACGCCGCAGCAAGAGUACACCGAGAAAGUUUUCCCAGCACCCCAGCAGCCCGGCUAUCGCUCUGCAUCAGGCCAGUUCCGUCAGGCCGUGGCCGUUCCCAAUCUCGGCAUGUCGCCGGCGCCGGUCGACUGUCCGGCUUGCGGCCAACGGGCCAUGACCAACGUCAGCUACCACACAGGCAACACCACGCAUGUCUGGGCCGGCGUCGCUUGCUGCCUGACCGGUCUCCUCUGCUUCAUUCCCUACCUGAUGAACUCGCUGAAGGACGUCCAACAUCGCUGUGGGAGCUGCGGCGUGUUGUUGGCCACUUGGCACAAGAGCGGCGUGGUCGAGGUCCACAUGCACGGUUGA
This is a messenger RNA of Fonsecaea pedrosoi CBS 271.37, 378 nucleotides long. RefSeq lists its product as uncharacterized. The coding region runs from base 1 to 378 and encodes 125 amino acids. The transcript has 2 exons. Gene Ontology annotation, molecular function: zinc ion binding. Lineage: Eukaryota; Fungi; Ascomycota; Eurotiomycetes; Chaetothyriales; Herpotrichiellaceae. The record is from RefSeq and is a predicted model, not a curated record.